AUGCUCUUCUCUACUUCCACCGUCGCUGUUGCCGCUCUCUCCGUCCUCAGCUUGGCUGCUGCUCAGCCCGCUGCUCGUGACGCUCCCGAAGCGUACGUCACCAUCGAGAAAAACCUCGGUAAUGCCUUUGGUGACGUCUGCCAGAAGACCGUCAGAGUCCCUAUUGGAUCCGUCUACACGAACGUGGAGGACCUCGCCACGGUUUCCACCCUUCGCCUGAAGGGAGCUGGCGGUGUCGACGUCCAGACUGUUACCUGCACACCUUACAAGAACAACGAUGGUACUGGCACCGGAGGCCUGCCAUUCACCAAGGAGACACCUUCUUACCUCUCCACCAACACCGUUGUUGUUGGCAGCAUUGUUUGCAAGACUGAGUAA
Clonostachys solani is the source of this 378-nucleotide messenger RNA. The record is from the annotation of a GenBank genome assembly. NCBI's taxonomy places the organism in Eukaryota, Fungi, Ascomycota, Sordariomycetes, Hypocreales, Bionectriaceae.